CCCCAGGUACCCAGUUUGUGAAACCGACCGUUGGAGUUCCUCAGGUGUUCUCUCAAAUGGCCCAGGUGAGACCAGGUACAACCAUGCCCGUCCGGCCUGCCACCAACACUUUCACUACGGUCAUUCCGGCCACGCUCACCAUCCGGAGCACGGUCCCGCAGUCCCAGGCGCAACAGCAAAGUAAGUCCCCUCCCAGCACCUCCACACCUCCUGCUGCAGGGCAGCCAGCACCGCUGGGACGGUUAACUGUGCCGCAGCCAGGGCAGCCCGGUCAGUUAUCCGUUCCCUCGGCAGUGAGCCUUGCGAGCUUUGUGACGGUCAAGAGGCCCGGAAUGACUGGUGAGAACAGCAAUGAGGUUGCUAAGCUAGUGAAUACCCUGAACACUGUUCCUUCGUUAGGACAGAGCCCUGGCCCGCUGGUCGUUUCCAACAGCAGCCCCGUGCACGGUUCCCAGAGAUCCAGUGUUUCAGAGUCGUCGUCAUCGUCGUCAUCGUUAAAAGUAAGCUCAUCUCCUAUUCCCACGUUUGAUUUGCAAGAUGGUGGCAGGAAGGUCUGCCCAAGGUGCGACGCUCAGUUUCGGGUCACUGAAGCUUUAAGAGGACAUAUGUGUUACUGCUGCCCUGAAAUGGUUGAAUUCCUCAAGAAAAGAAAAUCUCUAGAAUCUGAACCAAAUAUUCAAUCUGCAAAGCCUCCAUCUCCAGAAAAAACUCCAGCUGUUGCUUCACCCCCUUCUUCUACUCCUAUCCCUGCGCUGUCCCCACCCGCUAAAGCUCCAGAGCCGAGUGAAAACGUGGUUGACUCGUCCCAAAGUAAGCUCAUCAUGUUGGUAGAUGACUUCUACUACGGCAGAGAUGACGGCAGAGUGAACCAGCUGCUGAACUUCCCCAAGUACCCGGCUUCCUUCAGGUGUCCGCACUGCACCAAGAGGCUAAAGAACAACAUACGGUUUAUGAACCACAUGAAGCACCACGUGGAGCUGGAUCAGCAGAACGGAGAGGUGGACGUGCACACCAUCUGCCAGCACUGUUACAGACAGUUCUCCACUCCCUUCCAGCUGCAGUGUCACCUGGAGAACGUCCACAGCCCCUAUGAGUCAACGACAAAGUGCAAGAUCUGCGAGUGGGCGUUCGAGAGUGAGCCGAUGUUCCUGCAGCACAUGAAGGACACGCACAAGCCUGGGGAGAUGCCCUAUGUUUGUCAGGUCUGUCAGUACCGUUCCUCGCUCUAUUCAGAGGUGGACAGCCAUUUCCGGAUGAUCCACGAAGACACGCAGCACCUGCUCUGCCCCUACUGCCUCAAGGUCUUUAAGAACGGGAACGCGUUCCAGCAGCACUUCAUGAGGCAUCAGAAGAAGAGUGUUUAUCACUGCAACAAGUGCAGACUCCAGUUCCUCUUUGCAAAGGAUAAAAUCGAACACAAGCUGCAGCACCACAAAACUUUCCGAAAGCCCAAACAAUUAGAAGGAUUGAAACCUGGAACCAAGGUGACAAUCAGAGCAUCCAGAGGACAGCCACGGGCAGUGCCGCUAUCUUCAAAUGACAUGUCGCAGGGCACUGGGCAGGAAACCACGCCGCUGUCGUCUUCUGCCGAUCCCCAGCCCAUCUUCCUGUACCCGCCUGUCCAGAGGAACGUCCAGAAGAGAGCCGUCAAAAAAAUGAGUGUCUUGGGGAGGCAGACUUGUCUGGAGUGCAGCUUCGAAAUCCCCGACUUCCCAAACCACUUCCCCACUUACGUGCACUGUUCGCUGUGUCGCUACAGCACCUGCUGCUCCCGAGCUUACGCCAACCACAUGAUCAACAACCACGUUCCUCGGAAGAGUCCAAAAUACUUGGCUUUGUUUAAAAACUAUACUGCCUGUGGUGUAAAGCUGUCCUGUUCCUCCUGUCUCUUUGUAACAUCCGAGGGCGACGUGAUGGCCAAACAUCUGGUCUUCAAUCCAUCACAUGAGUUUAGUAACAUUAUUUUCCGAGGGUCUACUUGGAUAUCACAUUCCAGGCACGUUCAGCCCCAGGACAAAAGCGUGAAGAAUCCGUGCCCUGCCUAUUCCCCGAGUAAAGCUGCUGCUGUGAAAACCAAGUCGGUCGUACCUGCGAAAGAUGACCUGGAGCCUGAACUGGCCCCAGCAGCCUGCACCAGGGCUCAGGUCUGCCAGGAAGAAGAGUGCUUCAAUAUCAAUGCUCCAGAAGAUGAGCAGCCGACGAAGGAGCCCGAGCCUGCGAGCAAAAAGGAGCAGCUGUCGGUAAAAAAGCUGCGAGUCGUACUGUUUGCUUUGUGCUGCAACACUGAGCAGGCUGCAGAGCAUUUCCGAAACCCUCAGAGGCGGAUCAAGCGCUGGCUACGAAGGUUUCAAGCUUUCCAAGAAGAGAACUUGGCGUCCCUGUCGGAGGGCAAGUACCUCAGCUUAGAGGCGGAAGAGAAGCUGGCGGAAUGGGUCCUGACGCAGAGGGAGCAGCAGCUGCCCGUCAACGAGGAGACUCUCUUCCAGAAAGCCACCAAGAUCGGCCGGUCCCUCGAAGGUGGCUUCAAGAUCUCCUACGAGUGGGCGGUGAGGUUCAUGCUGCGGCACAACCUCAGCACGCACACCCGACGGGCGGUGGCUCACCCUCUCCCCAAAGACGUGGAGGACAACGCCAAUUGCUUCAUCGAGUUUGUGCAGCGGCAAAUCCACACUCAAGACCUGCCUCUCUCCAUGAUCGCGGCCAUCGACGAAAUCUCUCUGUUCCUCGACGUGGAGGUGCUGAGCAGCGACGACAGGAAGGAAAACGCUUUGCAGACGGUGGGAACCGGGGAGCCCUGGUGCGACGUCGUCCUCACGAUCCUCGCCGACGGAAGCGUUCUCCCGGCGCUGGUCAUCUACAGGGGUCGCGUCCAGCAGCCCGCCAACGUGCCGGAAUCGAUCAUCUUGGAAGCGAAGGAGAACGGAUACAGCGACGACGAGGUGAUGGAGCUGUGGUCGUCCCGAGUGUGGCAGAAGCACACGGAGUGUCAGAACAGCAAGGGCAUGCUCGUGCUGGAUUGUCACCGAACACACCUCUCGGAAGAGGUACUGUCCUUGCUGAGCGCUUCCAGCACUCUGCCGGCCGUCGUCCCUGCCGGCUGCAGCUCCAAAAUCCAACCUCUCGAUGUUUGUAUAAAAAGGACUGUGAAAAAUUUCUUGCAUAAAAAGUGGAAAGAACAAGCCAAGGAGAUGGCGGACUCCACGUGCGACUCGGACAUUCUUCUCCAGCUGGUUUUAUGCUGGCUGGCGGAGGUCCUGGAGGUCAUCAGUGACUCUCCUGAACUCGUGCAGCAGUCCUUCCUGGUGGCCAGCGUCCUGCCCGGCCCGGACGGCACGGCCAACUCGCCCACGCGCAACGGCGACAUGCAGGAGGAGCUGAUCACCUCGCUCGAGGAGCAGCUGAAGCUGAACGACGAGCAGCAGGAGGAGGCGGCAGCGGCCGAGGUCCAGGACCGGACCCCGGCCGAGGAAUCCGCGGACCCCGAAAUCCUCCAUCAGCUCUUCGAAGGGGAGAGUGAGACUGAAUCGUUUUAUGGCUUUGAAGAUGCUGACUUGGAUCUGAUGGAAAUCUGA
This is a messenger RNA of Pterocles gutturalis (yellow-throated sandgrouse), 3572 nucleotides long. It is a transcript of the gene POGZ, whose product is annotated as pogo transposable element with ZNF domain. The annotation marks the transcript as partial. Gene Ontology annotation, molecular function: RNA polymerase II cis-regulatory region sequence-specific DNA binding; DNA-binding transcription factor activity, RNA polymerase II-specific. NCBI's taxonomy places the organism in Eukaryota, Metazoa, Chordata, Aves, Pterocliformes, Pteroclidae. Gene Ontology annotation, biological process: regulation of DNA-templated transcription. The record is from RefSeq and is a predicted model, not a curated record. The transcript has 14 exons.